UUCAAUAUCUUUUUUUUUUCUCCUUUUUUUCUCUGCAAACAGUUCAAAUUUCAAUGGAUAGAUUAUAGAUACUAGUCCACGAAGCUCUUCCAAUCGGCCCUGCAUUUGAACUGAACCAGUCAGCCGAAUGAAGUGUAGAUCGGUAGCCUGCAUAUGGUCAGCCUCCCCACCCACUCAUAAAGUCACCGCCACCGCCGUACUUAACCACCCUCCCACCCUCUACACCGGUGGCUCCGAUGGCUCCAUCAUCUGGUGGACCCUUCCCUCCUCCUGUACUUACCCCAACCAGGAAAUGGAAGCGAUUGCAAUGCUUUGUGGGCAUACUGCACCUAUUUCCGAUUUAGCAAUAUGUUUUCCUACAGCAGUUUCAGGAAAUGGGAAAUUAGACCACUCAAGCGAUUUUGUUUCUGACUCGAGUUCAAAUGUUUUUGGGGCACUAAUUAGUGUAUGUAAGGAUGGUGUGUUGUGUGUAUGGAGCAGGGCUAGUGGGCAUUGCAGACGCCGGAGGAAAAUGCCUCCCUGGGUUGGUAGUCCAUCCAAGAUUCAGUCAUUGCCUGAAAACAAGAGAUAUGUGUGCAUUGCAUGUUGGGAUGCUGAUAGUGUUCAUUCAUCUGAUUAUCAGUCAAUUGAUAUGGAGAACAAAGGUUUGGUGGAUAGAGAAUCGCAUUAUGGGAAAUCUUCUAAAUGCACUGUUGUGAUUGUUGACUCGUAUAGUCUUACUAUUGUGCAAACAGUUUUUCAUGGGAAUUUAUCCAUUGGGCCUUUGAAGUCCAUGUCCAUUUUAUUGUAUGCUGGUCAUAUGGACAAUCAUUCGGUGAUGAUGGUUGAUUCAUUUAGUAAGGUGCAAUGCUUGCCAAUAUUAAAGGAUUCUGAAGCCACUGGUGCAAAUUUUCCUGCAAAUUCCUCACAUUUGGUAUUAAAGGACUGGCUAGAUGGGUCAGAAGAGGGGGAAGCAUUAAUGGCAUGUGCAAAUCAGGGACAGUUGUUGGUCCUUAUAUAUUCAACACACUGUACGUUUAGGUUGGUUGAUGAUGGCAAUAAAAUUGGGGAGAUUCUCUUUUUGGAUUAUCAACUUUAUCUUAAAGGCCAAUCACAUGUCAUUGGUGGCAUGUUUUUAGAGGAUGAUCAGACAAGCAUCAGACUAAAUUUUGGAAAACAUGAUGAUGUAAUUUCGGAAGAACUGGCUGUGUGGAACAGUAGAGGUUCAGCUGCUGUAUACAGGGUAUCAUACUCAAGCAGCACAUUUGCUUUUGAGCCUCUAUUAGACAUUCCUGCUGUUUCACGUGCUCCCAAUUUAAAGUUAUCCAUUUCUUUUGUUUAUGUCAGCUGCUAUCUUCUUCGUAUUGAAUCAAUCUGCUUGCGAGAUGAAGAACCUUUGCUCUGGGAACCUUAUAUGACUAUUUGGUUAUUGCCACAGCAAUACCAUAGCAAGGAAUUAUCUGGAGGUUGCAAAAGACUUAGUGAAGGCCAAUGUUUUGAUGAUUGGAUUUCCAAAUCCAUACAUAAAACUGAAGGUUCCAUCAAAGAAAUUUCCUCUAGCGCAAUAGGUCUUCAGGGUGAAGCAGAAUCCUUACAUACUGGUGCUUCAUGUUCAAAAAUUUCGGAAAAGUACGUCUCCUCUUCAAUGGUUAUUUCUGAAAACUGGUGUCUUCCAAUGGCGCUUGUUUAUGGCUUCUGUAAUGGUGAUAUAGAAGUUGUGUGGUUCGACAUGUGCUUUGAGGGAAGUGGUUCCUAUGGUCAAAAUCAACAUAAUGAGGCAAACUUACAUGGAUCUAGACAAUAUCUUUCUGGGCACACAGGUGCUGUGCUAUGUUUGGCUGCACAUCAGAUGGUGAGUAUGCCAAAGGGAAGAGAUUUCAGUCAUGUUUUAGUAUCAGGAAGUAUGGACUGCACCAUUCGGAUUUGGGAUCUUGACUCUGGUAACAUGAUUAUUGUAAUGCACCAACAUGUAGCUCCAGUACGCCAGAUAAUUCUUCCACCGCCUCUUACUGAGUGUCCAUGGAAUGAUUGCUUUCUCUCUGUUGCAGAGGAUUGCUGUGUUGCCCUUACCUCACUUGGUACAUUGCAGGUAGAGAGAAUGUUUCCUGGACAGCCAUACUAUCCCACAAAAAUUGUGUGGGAUAGUGCAAGAGGUUAUGUAGCAUGUCUAUGCCCUAAUCAUACAGGAAUCCUUGACACUUCUGAUGUAUUAUUCAUAUGGGACAUUAAAACGGGUGCUCGUGAACGGGUGCUUCGUGGUGCUGCUGCUCAUUCAAUGUUGGAUCAUUUCUGUACAGUCAUGAAGAAAGAUUCUGCUCCUGCCAGUUUAAUGUGCAGAAAUACUUCAGCCUCCUCACUAAAUCUUCCACUGACAGAGGAAAAUAAGUAUUCACAUUCUCGUUUAAGAUAUACAGCAAAAGGGACUUCUACAUCAAGCAGAUUCCCUGUUUCUACAAGUGUGACUGAAUCAAAUAGAUCCCAAACACAUGCUACAAAAGAAGCUGUCAUUGAGUCAAUUGAAUCUACAGUAUCUGCCUUUCAAAGCAAUAAGCCCCCAAUUGAAGGCUUGUGCCCUUUUCCAGGAAUCACCGCUUUGUGCUUUGAUCUUAAGUCAAUGAUUUCUAUUUGUAAGAGUCAUGAUUUGACUAUGGCAGGAAGUAUUGAUCAUAGAAAGACUUCUUCAGAAGUAAUUGGAGAGGACACACCAAAAGACAGCCCCCAAAAGAAAAUCGAUAGUCAGCGAAUGUACCGGGAAACAGAUAUUGCAACCCCCCACCAUGUCAGCAAAGAGAUUUAUUCUGCUUCCAGUGGGACCUCAGGUGGUACAGUAGCAGAUCAUGACUUGCUUUACUCCCUUGAAGAAUCCUUGCUUCAGUUCAGCUUGUCUCUUUUGCACUUAUGGAAUGUGGAUUAUGAGCUUGACAGAUUGCUACAAACUGAAAUGAAGCUCAAAAGACCCGAACUUUUCAAUGUAGCUUCUGGUUUAAUAGGGGAUAGAGGCUCUUUGACACUGAUGUUUCCUGGUUCAAGUGCCACCUUAGAGCUUUGGAGAUCAUCAUCUGAGUACUCUGCUCUGAGAUCACUAACUAUGUUGGCCCUUGCACAGCACAUGAUCAGUUUAUCACCUUCGUAUUCUGGAGCCAGCAGUGCUUUAGCAGCCUUUUAUGCUCGGAGCUUUGCAGAGAAAAUCCCAGAUAUAAAGCCUCCUUUGCUCCAGCUCUUGGUAAGCUUUUGGCAAGACGAGUUUGAACAUGUAAAAAUGGCUGCUCGCUCUCUUUUCCAUUGUGCUGCAUCACGGGCUAUUCCGCGCCCAUUGUGCUGUAAUAGUGCAAAUGCUCCUGCAAAAUCUCUUGAUCGUUCGACCGGAAUAACAAAGUUAGAACGUGAAAAUUCAAACUCCCUGACUCCUAACUGUCUGCCAAAAACACUGAUGGAUUCUCGGAGCGAAGAAUCUGAGAUUCUUUCAUGGUUGGAAUCAUUUGACACACAAGACUGGAUCUCGUGUGUUGGAGGAACAACUCAAGAUGCCAUGACCUCUCAUAUAAUUGUUGCUGCAGCAUUGGCAGUUUGGUAUCCCAGUCUUGUGAAACCAAAUCUUGCCUUGUUGACCGUUCAAUCUUUGAUGAAAUUGGUUAUGGCUAUGAAUGAAAAAUACAGUUCUACUGCUGCAGAGAUUUUGGCAGAAGGUAUGGAAAGCACUUGGAAAGCAUGUAUUGGUUCUGAAAUACCUCGGCUGAUAGCAGACAUAUUCUUCCAGAUUGAGUGCGUUAGUGGUGCAUCUGCUAAUGCACCUGCUCAGAAGUCAGCUUUAUCACAUAACAUUAAGGAGAUUUUGGUGGCUGUACUUCUUCCAAGCUUAGCAAUGGCUGACGUACUUGGAUUUCUGAAUGUAAUCCAAAGCCAAGUGUGGUCUACUGCAUCUGAUUCGCCUGUUCAUGUGGUGUCACUGAUGACCCUCAUUAGGGUUGUGCGUGGUUGUCCAAGAAACUUGGCGCAAUACCUUGAUAAGGUGGUCACUUUCAUUUUGCAGACCAUGGACCCAAGUAACUCAGUUCUGCGUAGAAGUUGCACUCAAAGUUCAAUGGCAGCAUUAAAGGAAUUAGUACGUGUGUUUCCUAUGGUGGCUCUAAAUGAUACAGCAACUAGGUUGGCCGUUGGGGAUGCAAUUGCUGAGAUUAAAAAUGCCAGUAUUAGGGUAUAUGACAUGCAAAGCAUGGCCAAAAUAAAGGUGUUGGAUGCAAGUGGACCCCUAGGACUUCCAACUUUGCUCAGAGGAGCUUCAGAUACAGCAGUUACAACUGCAAUUUCAGCUCUAAGCUUUGCACUGGAUGGAGAGGGCCUAGUGGCAUUUUCCGAGAAUGGGCUGAUGAUUAGAUGGUGGUCACUCGGGUCUGUUUGGUGGGAGAAAAUCAGUCGAAAUCUUACUCCUGUUCAGUGCACAAAAGUUAUAUUUGUUCCUCCAUGGGAGGGAUUUUCUCCUAAUUCUUCCAGGUCCAGUAUAAUGGCAAGUGUAACAUCAAAUGAUGGUCAGGUCAAUUUACAGGAGAGCAAGAAAGCAUCAACUGAAAUCGAUUCAGUGAAACUUUUGGUUCAUCAUCUUGACCUCUCUUAUCGUCUAGAGUGGGUUGGUGAAAGGAAAGUAAAGCUCAUGCAGCAUGGGCGUGAGUUGGGCAUUUUCCAGUUAUAAGCACGUUAUUUCUGGGUUUGCGCUGAACAUCUUGAAGGCACAUUCUUAACUUCAGUGCUAAGAAAUGGUAUAUCAUCUUAUGAGUUCCACCUUUUGGUUGCAACCGAGGUUUAGACUUGUGCAAUAUGCUAGCUAUAUCAAGUAAGAGAAAUCCACAAAUAAAUCUUUCAUAGUUUCAAGCUUCUGCUUUUGAUACCAUCAUUUUCUCAACAGAACAGAGAGAUAGAUGCAUGAACCCGCUAAAAGGAGAGCAAUGCUGCUGAAGUAGCUGAGGACCUCCAGAUCCAGUAGUUCUACUAUUUUUUAUUUUUUAAUUCUUUUCUUUUUGGUUUUUUUUUUGGGGUUUUGG
This is a messenger RNA of Coffea eugenioides, 5015 nucleotides long. Its product is annotated as WD repeat-containing protein 7. Gene Ontology annotation, cellular component: cytoplasm. Gene Ontology annotation, molecular function: protein binding. Bases 128 to 4666 code for a protein of 1512 amino acids. NCBI's taxonomy places the organism in Eukaryota, Viridiplantae, Streptophyta, Magnoliopsida, Gentianales, Rubiaceae. The record is from RefSeq and is a predicted model, not a curated record. The transcript is spliced from 9 exons.